Molecule: messenger RNA, 1406 nt
Organism: Neogale vison (American mink)
Lineage: Eukaryota; Metazoa; Chordata; Mammalia; Carnivora; Mustelidae
Product: twinfilin-1-like
Exons: 1
Coding region: 35-1087 (350 amino acids)
Biological process (GO): barbed-end actin filament capping; regulation of lamellipodium assembly; positive regulation of neuron projection development
Cellular component (GO): myofibril; actin filament; cytoplasm
Molecular function (GO): actin filament binding; actin monomer binding
Source: RefSeq, a predicted model, not a curated record
UUAGCGCCGGAGCCGGGAGCCCGCGGCCGCCGCCAUGUCCCAUCAGACAGGCAUCCAAGCAAGUGAAGAUGCUAAAGAGAUCUUUGCCAGAGCAAGAAAUGGAAAAUACAGACUUCUAAAAAUAUCUAUUGAAAAUGAGAAACUCGUGAUUGGAUCAUGUAGUCAGCCCUCAGACUCCUGGGAUAAGGAUUAUGAUUCCUUUGUUUUACCCCUACUGGAGGACAAACAGCCGUGCUAUAUAUUAUUCAGGUUAGAUUCUCAGAAUGCCCAGGGAUAUGAAUGGAUAUGCAUUGCCUGGUCUCCAGAUCAUUCUCAUGUUCGUCAGAAAAUGUUGUAUGCAGCAACAAGAGCAACUCUGAAAAAGGAGUUUGGAGGUGGCCACAUUAAAGAUGAAGUAUUUGGAACAGUAAAGGAAGAUGUAUCAUUAAAUGGUUAUAAAAAGUACUUGGUGUCACAGUCUUCUCCUGCCCCCUUGACUGCAGCUGAGGAAGAAUUACGGCAGAUUAAAAUUAAUGAGGUACAGACUGACAUGGGUGUGGACACUAAGCAUCAGACACUACAAGGAGUAGCAUUUCCUAUUUCUCGAGAAGCUUUUCAGGCUUUGGAAAAAUUAAGUAACAGACAGCUCAACUACGUGCAAUUGGAAAUAGAUAUAAAAAAUGAGAUUAUAAUUUUGGCCAACACAACAAAUACAGAACUAAAAGAUUUGCCAAAGAGGAUUCCCAAGGAUUCAGCACGUUACCAUUUCUUCCUGUAUAAACAUUCCCAUGAAGGCAACUAUUUGGAGUCCAUAGUUUUUAUUUAUUCGAUGCCUGGAUACACAUGCAGUAUAAGAGAACGGAUGCUGUAUUCUAGCUGCAAGAGCCCUCUGCUAGAAAUUGUAGAAAGACAACUACAAAUGGAUGUCAUUAGAAAGAUCGAAAUAGACAAUGGGGAUGAGUUGACAGCAGACUUCCUUUAUGAAGAAGUGCACCCAAAGCAGCAUGCACAUAAGCAGAGUUUUGCUAAACCGAAAGGUCCCGCAGGAAAAAGAGGAAUUCAAAGACUUAUUAGGGGUCCCGCUGAAAGUGAAGCCACUGCUGAUUAAAAUCAUUAUAUUAAGCAUUACAACACUAGUUUUUUAAAAGUUCAGCUUUUAGUACGGGAGAAGUGAAAUCAUUCCAUGUUGAUACAUAGUAGGGAAAAAAUUGUACUUUUUGAAAAAUAGCACUUUUCACUUCUGUGUGUUUUUAAAAUUAAGGUUAUAGAAGACUCAUGAUUUCUAUUUUUGAGUUAAUGCUAGAAAAGGGUUCGACAUAGUGAUGUUUAAUUUUGUCACAAUGUUUUCACAGAGUAAUAAUGAUUCCAUACUUUACACAUUUCUUAAAAUUUUAUACAGUUGGGCCAAUUCCAGAAAGUCUAACAAC